UUUUUAUAGGUAUUUGAUUGUCAAAUAAGAAAAUUGCUGUCAAAAUAAAUCGUGAUUUCAUUUCUAAUUUAUAUUAAUUUAUCGAUUAAAUAGAACAAUGAUAAAACUUUUUUCUUUAAAACAACAAAAGAAAGAUGAAGAGGGCUCAGCAAGAGCAGGCGGGUCACAAAAGAAAGCAUCAGCAGCCCAGUUGCGAAUCACAAAAGAUUUGAAUGAACUGAAUCUACCCAAAACCUGCUGCACAGAAUUCCCUGAUCCAGAUGAUCUACUUAAUUUUAAAUUAAUCAUAUGUCCAGAUGAAGGAUUUUACAGAGGGGGCCGAUUCAUAUUUAGUUUUAAGGUAGGACCUAACUAUCCACAUGAGCCGCCUAAAGUGAAAUGCGAGACUGCUGUAUACCAUCCCAACAUUGAUCUCGAAGGCAAUGUCUGUUUGAAUAUACUCAGGGAAGACUGGAAACCAGUGCUAACGGUCAACUCUAUAGUUUAUGGACUUCAAUAUUUAUUCCUGGAACCAAAUCCCGAAGACCCCCUGAACAAAGAAGCAGCAGACGAACUACAAAGCAACCGCAGACUUUUCGAACAGCACGUGCAACGGGCCAUGCGAGGCGGCUACGUCGGCUCCUCCUACUUCGAACGGUGUCUCAAAUGAACCCAUGACUGUAAAUUAAUGCUACCAACCCAAUAUAAAUAAUACAAUCUCACUUUAUUCUUUAA
Molecule: messenger RNA, 714 nt
Organism: Amyelois transitella
Lineage: Eukaryota; Metazoa; Arthropoda; Insecta; Lepidoptera; Pyralidae
Gene: UbcE2M
Product: NEDD8-conjugating enzyme Ubc12
Exons: 4
Coding region: 98-649 (183 amino acids)
Source: RefSeq, a predicted model, not a curated record